Messenger RNA from Haliaeetus leucocephalus (bald eagle), 1172 nucleotides. RefSeq names its product farnesyl diphosphate synthase (gene FDPS). The transcript has 9 exons. Lineage: Eukaryota; Metazoa; Chordata; Aves; Accipitriformes; Accipitridae. Gene Ontology annotation, molecular function: dimethylallyltranstransferase activity; (2E,6E)-farnesyl diphosphate synthase activity. The coding region runs from base 71 to 1129 and encodes 352 amino acids. Gene Ontology annotation, cellular component: cytoplasm. Gene Ontology annotation, biological process: trans, trans-farnesyl diphosphate biosynthetic process. The record is from RefSeq and is a predicted model, not a curated record.
CACCUCGCCUCCAACGCCGCUAACGCCGUCGGGGCGCUGGUGGCCGGUCUGCGCCGCGGUCUCGGUGACCAUGAGCGGCAGCGGGGUACGGGGAGCGGCAGCCGAGCGGGAGGAGUUCGUGAACUUCUUCCCGCAGAUCGUCCGCGACCUGACGGAGGACGGCUUGGGGCAUCCAGAGGUGGGCGACGCCGUGGCCCGGCUGAAGGAGGUGCUGGAGUACAACGUGCCAGGCGGGAAGUGCAACCGCGGGCUGACGGUGCUGGCCGCCUUCCGGGAGCUGGCGGCCCCCGGGCAGCAGGACCCGGAGAGCCUCCGGUGCGCCUUGGCCGUCGGCUGGUGCAUCGAGCUGUUCCAAGCCUUUUUCCUGGUGGCUGAUGACAUCAUGGAUGCGUCCCUCACCCGCCGGGGGCAGCUCUGCUGGUAUAAGAAGGAGGGGAUCGGUCUGGAUGCCGUCAACGAUGCCUUUCUCCUCGAGUCAUCUGUCUACAGGCUGCUGAAGAAGUACUGUGGGGAGCGCCCCUACUACCUGAGCCUGCUGGAGCUUUUCUUGCAGACUGCCUACCAGACCGAGCUUGGGCAGAUGCUGGACCUCAUCACCGCUCCUGUUUCUCAGGUGGAUUUGAAUCGCUUCAGUGAGCAGAGGUAUAAGGCAAUUGUUAAGUACAAGACGGCAUUCUACUCCUUCUACCUGCCCGUGGCCGCUGCCAUGUACAUGGCUGGUAUUGACAGUAAGGAGGAGCAUGACAAUGCCAAAGCGAUCUUGCUGGAGAUGGGUGAAUUCUUUCAGAUCCAGGAUGAUUACCUGGACUGCUUUGGGGACCCGGAGCUGACGGGCAAGGUUGGCACUGAUAUCCAGGACAAUAAGUGCAGCUGGCUGGUGGUGGAGUGUCUGCGUCGGGUCACACCAGACCAGAGGUGGAUCCUGGAGGAGAACUAUGGCUGUAAGGAGCCUGAGAAGGUGGCAAAGGUGAAGGAGCUCUAUGAAUCUCUGGGCAUGAGGGCUGCUUUUCAGGAGUAUGAGGAGAGCAGCUAUCAGCGCCUGCAGGAGCUGAUCAAAAAGCAUGCCAACCGCCUCCCCAAGGAGAUCUUUCUUGGCCUAGCUCAGAAGAUUUACAAGCGCCAGAAGUGAUGGUGGGCCUGCCUGUGGACUGCUUGCUCUUUGCUAAGGGGGC